UAAUAAUUCACUCCUUUUAAUCUGAGCUUCUGCAGUGAGACGUCUUGUGAAAAGGACCAGUGAAAAGCGAUGAAUUGUGAAUGGACAUUAUUUGGCUGUUAAUAUUUGCAGAAUAGCCUAGAAGUCCAACCACAAAGCCAAUCUAGACAUACUAAGUGGGGGUCUGCAGUAUAUGAAUUUGUGUAGUUAUGGGUCACAUCAGGUUUCUCCUCACAUUCCUUUCAACCCUGGCCUCAGUCACGACCAUUUCUGGCUGUUACUGUGAUCAUUAUGCAUGGAGCUCGUGGUCCUAUUGCACCAGGACUUGUAACCAGGGGACUCAGGAACGCAGAAGAAAUGUCCGGUAUGACGAGCACUGGCUCAAGAACAAUUGUGGCCAGCUGUGCCAGAUACAUGAACACCGGACAUGUAAUGUGGAAGCGUGUCCCAUAAACUGCCAACUGACUGAGUUUGGACCCUGGUCAGAGUGUUCACCCUGUGCCAAAAAAAUGUUCAGAACCAAGUCUGUCCUGAGGCCAGCUCAGUUUGGGGGACAGGACUGCAGUGAACCUCUGAUGGAGGAACGACCUUGUCAUCCUUCUAAAGAAUGCGCAAUUGAAAAACGCAACUGCAAGGACAAAUUCUCCUGUGAUAACGGCAGAUGUAUAAAAGCUAUUCUUGAGUGUAACGGCCAGAACGACUGCCUGGACAACUCUGAUGAGAAGAACUGUGGACAAAUCAAGCGAGUGUGUGCUACAGAAAGACUGUUUUACGUUCUUCCUGGAGUGGAUCUGAUCGGCAAUGGGUUUGAUGCUGUUGCAGAGCAGAUGAGGGGCGCUGUCCUAGACAACUCCUUCAUGGGAGAUGAAUGUGUCGUGAACCGCAGCAAAGCAAACAGGAAAAUCUACCGAAUCCCAGCCAACAUCGAGAGCUAUGAAAUCAGUGUGGAAACACUUGAGGAUAUUAAGGAGAACCUACUAGUGCAAACUCAGCAGGUCACUUCACACAGUCAGACACAUUCUAAACAGACUGGUCAACGCGACUCUUCCUGGGGAAUUCCCAUUUUCCUGAGCCACAUCCAAAACUCUCAAAAGUCUGGAUCCUUCAAGGAAGAAAUCAGUGCACUUCAAAAAAAGGACUCUGAGUAUUUCAGGCUACACCAAGAAAUAGCCACGUCCACUUUCAGAACAAAAUCAUCUGACCUGUACCUAUCGCACCCCUUCCUGACCUUCCUCAACAGCCUACCUCUGGACUACAACUAUGCCCUCUACAGGCAGAUCUUUCAGCAGUUUGGGACCCACUACUUUAGUUCUGGUACAGUGGGAGGGCAGUACAAUCUGCUUUUCCAGUAUGAUCGUCAAGAGCUCAAGACUCGGGGUUUUACGAAGGAGCAGACGAAUAACUGCAUCCAAAAAGAUUUUUCCGUCUACUUAUUCAUUUAUUAUACAAGAUCACAUAGUAAUAGAUGUGGUACCAACACACAGACCACCUCAUAUGAAGGAUCAUUCUUGCAGACAUCAGAGAAAUCCAUAUCAUCAGUGAAAGGAGGACGAUCGGAGUACGCUGCAGCUCUGGCCUGGGAAAAGAAAGGUGCUCCACCAGACAGCGUGACCUACAAGGACUGGGUCAAAUCUACUAUAGACAACCCCACUGUCAUAGACUAUGAGCUGAAGCCCCUGGUGGAUCUUGUACGUGACAUUCCCUGUGCCGUCACUAAGAGGCGACACAUGCGGAAGGCUCUGGAUGACUAUCUGGCAUCCUUUGACUCAUGUAAAUGUGCCCCGUGUCCCAACAAUGGCCGUCCCACCUUGUCAGGGACAGAGUGUUUGUGUCUCUGCCAGACUGGAACCUACGGAGACAACUGCGAGAAGCGGGCCAAGGACUACACUUCAGAGGCAGUUGAUGGCUAUUGGAGCUGCUGGAGCUCAUGGAGUGCCUGUGACUCCAACUUAAGGAAGCAGCGCACUCGCUCCUGUAACAACCCUGCCCCUCAGAAAGGAGGGAAACCCUGCCAAGGCCCUGAUCACCAGGUGGAGGAGUGCACCAUCUCAAUCUUCCAACACAAGGAUGUGUGCAUCAACGACGAUGACUUUGAGUCUGAGGGAGACAGUGAGAGCGUUCUGCCUCCGGGAGCUUCAGGCUGUGCCAAACCCAAACCUCCUGCCCACAGCUACCUGAGGAUCAAUAAGCGAGUGUAUGAUCAUGGAGAUCAUGAGGAGUUUGUGUGCUUCUCUGGUUUCGAGCUGGAUGGUUACCAGCUCAUUCACUGUAAGCAGGAUGGAACGUGGGAAGAGGCAAAGGGCAGCUGCAUCAAGAGGGUUUGCUCCAGACCUGAAGUGCCAAAUGACAUGAACAUAAGUCCAAGCAGAGAGGAGUAUAAUAUUGGCUCCAGUUUCUUUCUGAGCUGCUCGGGCAGUACCACGAGCCCAUCAGGACCACGUUACUACACCUGCACUAACUCCCUCACCUGGGACCCGUCCAUUCCUGAUGACAUACAGUGCAAAAAUGAUGAGCCCUUUAUACCAGACAGCAGCUGUGGGCUGGGAGAGAGGCGUGUGGGUUCCACAUGUGUCUGCAUUCCUCGAGAAGACUGCAGGAAGUAUGCGAAUGACAUGUGUGCUUUGGACGUGGCAAAAGGCAGCACCGUGAUGAUGUCCGUCUGCUCCUUUCAUGCCGGCCGUUGCCAUGGAGACAAGUUGAACUUCAUUAGUGAUGGUCCAUGUGAAGGUGAAGCGGAAUGGGCCAUAUUCAGGGCAAGCAUUUCUGAGAAGAGCUCGGCGCAGAAGCCGUGUGGAUCAGACACCUGUUACGAGUGGGAGACCUGCUCAGCCUCGGGUAAUUGUGUGUGCAAAUCUCCCAGAGCCUGUCCAAAGACCGAGGGACAAACCUACUGUGUGAAUAUUGUGAGACUUCAGCGUCAGCGGACCUUGGAUCUGUGUAACUUGGCUGCCUUGAAGUGCAGUGGCAUAGACUUGGGAAUUCUUCAUGAAGGUGAAUGUUCUGGGUGAACCCAGAAAUUGAUUCAUACUCGAUAUUUACACACAGAAUGGCGGAGCCUCUGAUGUAUCUGUCCCCUAUAUAGACCUGAUCACACAGCAUUUUCUACCGAUAUCAUCAAGCACUGAGCUUACCUUUUAUACACAUUUUCACUUUGAAUUACUUGUAAUUUAACAGUUAUGUCGAACACUAUUGUGAAUAAACUUAUUUUCAACAGUCA
Molecule: messenger RNA, 3196 nt
Organism: Ictalurus punctatus (channel catfish)
Lineage: Eukaryota; Metazoa; Chordata; Actinopteri; Siluriformes; Ictaluridae
Gene: c6.2
Product: complement component 6
Exons: 18
Coding region: 189-2987 (932 amino acids)
Biological process (GO): immune response
Cellular component (GO): membrane attack complex
Molecular function (GO): protein binding
Source: RefSeq, a predicted model, not a curated record